UUUCUUCGGGGCUUCAAUAGGACUAGUACUUUAUGGUUAAAUGAUUAAUUGAUUAGCCAAAAACAACAACAUGAUAUUUUAUCUAUUGAAUUAAUCGAAAACCAUUCUUAAUAUAACAAAGUUACAUUACAGUUAUACCAUUUUUACACACGUUGAUUUUUAAAGUCUAUUUCGUGACAUCAGAUUUGACAAUUGCCAAUUUGAACUAUAGACCGUCCAUUAGAGCCUGUUUGCAACAUUUUUUACCAAAAUGGCAUCUGACGCACGUUUCCAACUGUUUGUGAAGGCUGGUAAGGAUGGGAAAUGCGUCGGCGACUGUCCGUUUUCACAACGAGCAAACAUGUACGCACAUUUAACACUGAAGAAAAAUGAGUUUGAGAUCACUCCUGUGAACACGAAUAACAAACCAGACUAUUUUUUGAAAAUAAAUCGAGAAGGUAAAGUACCCGUCCUGGUAGAUCGCCAGCAAGGUAAUAAAGUUAUAUCAGAUUCGGCUGAAAUAACCAAAUAUAUAAACGAAUUGUAUCCCAAACCGGCAUUAAAGCAAGGAUACACGGGACCUGGCGACGCAUGCACUGGGGGAAUUUUUCCAAAAUUUGCUGCCAUGAUGAAAAACAAAGACGAAUCAAAGGAUUCAGAACUGAAACAAGCUCUUAUAGACGAGUUAAAGAAACUGAAUGAUUACCUAACAAAUAAGGAGUGUUCUGGAAACUUUCUUCUCUGUGACAAUCUGUGCGAGCUAGACUGUCAAGUUCUGCCUAAAUUACGCCAUGUACAAGUCGCAGGCGACUAUUAUAAGAAGUUUAAAAUCCCUGAAGAUUUCACCGCCCUGCAAGAAUAUAUCAAACAAGGGGAGUCAAGUGAUAUUUUCAAAAGCACGUGUGCGCCUGAUGAGGAAUUCAUUUGGGGAUGGAGCAAGUUCUUCCCUGAAAUAGAUACGUCGUCCUAAGCAUUGUCUUGUGUUCAGCAAAUUUUUCAUAAUUUUUCAUAAUAAUAAAAUCAUAAACAUACAGAUAGAUCUAUAUUGAGAAGAUAAAACGUUUUUUUAUAAUGUCACAUGGAAGGUUAUAGUGGAAGUUUCGGUUUCUGAAAGAAAAAGACACCAAAACAAAAACAGAAACAAAAAAACACUACAGGACAGGACACCUUAGAUACCUCUACAAAACAGUACGAACAAGCGUGGAAGUUUUGGUUUCUGAAAAUAAAAAAUCACCAAAAAAACUACAGGAUUACACCUUAGAUAACCUAUUUUGGAUAGUCUACAAAACAAUACGAACAAGCGUGGAAAGAUAAAAAAGAAGAUAAAAAGAUGAAUUGCAUAAAUGUUAUUUAAUUUGGACUUUCACAUGAUAUUCAUAACAUCGGUUAAUCUUGUUUUAUAAAACAUUAACAGUUUAUAUAUAUUAUUUUAUUUUCAUAUUUUGUCAUUAUGUUUUCACUCUUAUUUAAUGGAUUGUGUAUAUUUCAUUUAUUUCCACUGCAUUCGGCGCCUCAUUAUUCCUAGUUGCACAGAUUUAGCAUGGGCAAAAAUCAGCAUUGUACCGUUCUGUAAUAAUAAAUAUUUUCUACAUUCA
This is a messenger RNA of Mercenaria mercenaria, 1574 nucleotides long. RefSeq lists its product as uncharacterized. Gene Ontology annotation, cellular component: cytoplasm; membrane. Bases 251 to 949 code for a protein of 232 amino acids. The transcript has 2 exons. The record is from RefSeq and is a predicted model, not a curated record. Lineage: Eukaryota; Metazoa; Mollusca; Bivalvia; Venerida; Veneridae. Gene Ontology annotation, biological process: chloride transport. Gene Ontology annotation, molecular function: chloride channel activity.